Molecule: messenger RNA, 909 nt
Organism: Penicillium cataractarum
Lineage: Eukaryota; Fungi; Ascomycota; Eurotiomycetes; Eurotiales; Aspergillaceae
Exons: 3
Coding region: 1-909 (302 amino acids)
Cellular component (GO): mitochondrion
Source: RefSeq, a predicted model, not a curated record
AUGCUUGCGACGGGGCCCAGUAUUAUUGAAGGCCCUAGGAUUACGAAGUGCGUGGAAGGUCUGCAUAAUAAAGCAUUCAUCUUGAAAAUGGAUAAUGGACCAGAGGCUUUUGCGAAACUCCCAAAUCCCAAUGCUAGACCUGCCCGUUUUUCCGUUGCGUCUGAGGUUGCUACACGUGAGCUGCUUCGUGAUGUAUUUAAAAUUCCUGUCCCUCGGGUGUUGUCUUGGUCUUCCAAUGCAGGAAAUAAUCCAGUCGAGGCUGAGGAUAUUAUUAAGGAGAAAGCCACUGGUGUACGACUGGGCUCUGUGUGGAAUCAGUGGCCUCGGGAUAUAAAGCUACAAUUAAUAACUCAAGUGGUUGCCAUAGAGAACGAGUUAACUAACAUUAACUUUGAUAAGCAUGGUUGCAUCUACUUCAAACAAGACUUACGUACCCUUAUCGGGGAAGCAGAAGAUAUUCAUACACAGACUGCUGGAUCCAACGUCCUUGAACGAUUUUCUAUUAGACCUUUGACCACGAACGAGCUAUGGCGCGGAGCUAGGAGGGACAUGAAUUUGGAUUGUGGCUCCUAUAGGUGGGCGAAUUAUCAAAUUCCUAUUCCGUUGUUUCUAACAUUUCUUCCGGGGACAAAUGCGUGUGAAUACACCCAUACGAUAGGCCAUAAUGAAUGGAUGUGGGUCAAGGCGCAUGCUGUUCCUCGGCUGAAUUAUUACCGGCCGAACAGGAGCAAAGAACUUCCUGAAGAUGGUGUUUUACUCCUGGAGAAAUAUAUGAAUAUUUUCCCCCUAUCUUGUCCCCAACCAAGCGAUGAGUCCUCCUCUGCCAACGUUCUUUGGUAUCCAGACCUUCAUCUGGAUAACAUUUUCGUUGAUCCAGACACUUGUCAGAUCACUCACAUUGUGGACUAG